This is a messenger RNA of Harpegnathos saltator (Jerdon's jumping ant), 801 nucleotides long. RefSeq names its product cap binding protein 20 (gene Cbp20). Gene Ontology annotation, molecular function: RNA cap binding. Gene Ontology annotation, biological process: mRNA cis splicing, via spliceosome. Gene Ontology annotation, cellular component: nuclear cap binding complex. The record is from RefSeq and is a predicted model, not a curated record. The transcript is spliced from 3 exons. The coding region runs from base 146 to 643 and encodes 165 amino acids. Lineage: Eukaryota; Metazoa; Arthropoda; Insecta; Hymenoptera; Formicidae.
GCAACACGAGGUCUCUGAUGUCAAUUGAAAAUUGACAAUUUUUCCGUGAUAUCAUCUUGUCUGUUGUUUUGCGCUGAAUGUAUUGUUUUGAAUUAUAAUUAGACAAGUCAAUAAAUAUAAAAUUAAGCUGGUAUUGUAAAUAAAAAUGUCAAUCAAAGUAAAUGUGAAUACUUCGCCAUCUGUUGAACUGAGUUCCUACCGCGAUCAACACUUCAAGGGUUCAAGAGCCGAGCAAGACAGACUCUUAAGGAAUUCUUCAACUUUAUACGUGGGCAAUCUGUCUUUCUACACUACAGAGGAGCAAAUAUAUGAGUUAUUUUCAAAAUGUGGAGACGUCAGGCGUAUCAUCAUGGGCCUCGACAAGUACAAAAAGACGCCGUGUGGCUUUUGUUUUAUCGAAUACUACCAAAGAGCAGAUGCAGAAAACUGUAUGAGAUAUAUUAAUGGUACACGGUUAGAUGAUAGAAUAAUUAGGACUGAUUGGGAUGCAGGUUUUAUAGAGGGUAGACAGUAUGGUCGUGGCAAGACUGGAGGACAAGUAAGAGAUGAAUAUCGAUCUGAUUUCGAUAGUGGACGAGGUGGUUAUGGUAAAAUAAUACAACAGAAAGUAACAUCACUCUCUGAUGGUGGAUUUGGUCGAUGAAAUUUCUGAAAUAUAUGACAAUAUGUACGAGCAAUUAUAUAUUGUUCAGAUACAAGUGUUUAAUGUUUCUCAUUAAUUAUUUAUGUUAUAUGAUCAUCAAUUAGCUUAAUGUGUAAACUAUGUUUAAGUAAUAAAUUGUACUGAAUAGGAAGGAUAAA